UUUUUUUUUUUGCCGCUUCUAGUGUCACUUGGUGGAUUACAAAGUCAGUCUGACACGUAAAAUUUAACCGCUCAUCUUGAGACCACUCCUAUCUGCCUCUACCAUGGCUGGAUCAAGUUCUUCCCGCAGCGAUGAUGAUGAUUCUACAAUCAAAGCGAGCGAUGAAAGAACGCCAUUGCUUCCUUCGAUAGCACCGGCACCAACCGCUGAACCCAUUGAAACGCUUCCUCAGGCCAGCGGGAUCCAAGGGAUCCAUGAAGGAGAGGACGAAGAUGCGCCACUACCGCUCGGCCAAAUUUUCCUGCUUUGUUACACUAGGCUCGUGGAGCCAAUUGCCUUCUUCUCCAUCUUUCCAUAUGUCAAUUUUAUGGUUGAGAAAACUGGAGGUAUUCAGCCAAACAAUGUUGGAUUUUACACGGGGUUGAUUGAGAGUCUUUUUUCUGCGACCCAGAUGUGCGUCAUGAUUUUUUGGGGAAAGGCCGCCGACCGAUUUGGAAGAAAACCAAUUCUCGUCCUAUCGUUGUGUGGCGUAACAGCAUCCACGGCUCUUUUUGGAUUGAGUAAGAAUAUCUGGCAAAUGUUCCUCUUCCGAUGCCUGGCUGGCGUGUUUGCCGGGACCAUUGUGACCGUUCGAGCCAUGAUCACGGAGAAUAGCACGAAGAAGACGCAAGCGAAGGCGUUCAGUUACUUUGCUUUUGCCGGCAAUCUAGGGAUCUUUUCUGGACCUCUUAUUGGUGGAGCGCUUGAAAGUCCAGCGGAAAAGUUCUCGUCAACAUUCGGUAAAAUCCAAUUCUUCCAUGACUAUCCAUACGCCUUCCCUGGCUUCAUAAGCGCCUCGGUAGGAGCUUCAGCUACGAUAUUGUCAGCGUUGUUCGUAAAGGAGACUUUGCAUCUCCAUCACGGCAAGAAAAAUACAAAUGAACCGCCCAUGUCCACAUGGGAACUCCUCAAAUACCCAGGUGUUGCUCAGGUGUGCAUAAUAUACAUCUACAUUCUGUUAUUAGCCUUCGCAUUUACCGCAGGCGACCCCGUGUUCCUCUACACCCCUAUUGACAUGGGAGGGAUCGGCUUUCCGGCUUCGCUCAUAGCCGCAGCUCUGGCCCUCGGGGGUUUCUCACAAGCGUUUUGGCUUCUUUUCGUCUUCCCUCCUCUUCACAAACGCAUAGGAACUGGCGGCAUUUUUCGACUCUGCGCUGCCUGUUGGCCAUUCUUCUUCGCCGUGUCGCCGAUAUGCAAUGUGUUCCUCCGCCACAACCUUAAAGCCCUGUUCUGGGCCGUAGGACCUCUAGUCACGGCCGUGGGUAGUGGGGUCGCCAUGGCUUUCACCGCAAACCAGCUUGCUGUCAACGACAUUGCUCCCUCCCAUGAAACUCUCGGUACUCUCAACGCGAUUGUCCUUGCCGGUUCUAGCGGACUCCGAGCCUUUGUCCCCGCCCUUUCAACCAGCUUAUAUGCUGUCGGUGUCAACUCGGGGAUCUUCGGAGGUCAGCUCUUUUGGAUCAUUCUCAUUGCGCUUGCCGUGGGUCUAAAUUGGGUGAUCAGGUAUCUGCCGGCGAGGGCUGAAGGGAAGCUCCAGCAAGAGGAUGAUCGAGACGCUUAAGCGCAUCCAAGGCAUGCACUUGUCGCUAUUCUAGUAGGAAGAGUGGGAGUGAACUUGCACAAAAGAAAUUUUCUAAAGCACAAAGGCCCUCAGUAAUUUUCACAGUGCCUUUUCGACAUGGGUUCAGUAGGUCGGCCCGUACCGCGCUAACCGCAGCUCUCUUUCACUCUCUUUUGCGUGGCCAUUGUACCUAAACACAAGAAAU
This is a messenger RNA of Lindgomyces ingoldianus, 1805 nucleotides long. Its product is annotated as MFS general substrate transporter. The transcript has 6 exons. NCBI's taxonomy places the organism in Eukaryota, Fungi, Ascomycota, Dothideomycetes, Pleosporales, Lindgomycetaceae. Gene Ontology annotation, molecular function: transmembrane transporter activity. The record is from RefSeq and is a predicted model, not a curated record. Gene Ontology annotation, biological process: transmembrane transport. Bases 104 to 1600 code for a protein of 498 amino acids.